Leptidea sinapis is the source of this 2439-nucleotide messenger RNA. Its product is annotated as facilitated trehalose transporter Tret1-2 homolog. NCBI's taxonomy places the organism in Eukaryota, Metazoa, Arthropoda, Insecta, Lepidoptera, Pieridae. Gene Ontology annotation, biological process: transmembrane transport. Gene Ontology annotation, cellular component: membrane. The transcript is spliced from 5 exons. Gene Ontology annotation, molecular function: transmembrane transporter activity. The record is from RefSeq and is a predicted model, not a curated record. Bases 251 to 1726 code for a protein of 491 amino acids.
GAGACGCGGUCGCUUCAGUGCGCCUCACAUCCGCGCGAGGUCAAGAGCGUCUGUCGUGCUAGCGAUACACGCUGACACACAGUCUCCACGGUCCGCGAACUACGCUCGCGUUCGUUUCCGCGCACAUUUCGCGUCACACGACGCUGAGCACGCGAAACGCUCCCCCGUUGGAUCGUAGCAGCCGCCCUGGUCCGCCACGUUGGGGGGCUCAACAGACACCGUCUCCGAGAAGGUCGCGGCGGCGCGCACCAUGCUCGCGAGUAUUAAGGGAUUCUGGAAGGUGUAUCGCUAUGGGGACCUCUACAUGGUCCUAGCGGCGUUGGCAGCGCAGUCCAUCAACAUCUCGGUGGGGUUCUGCCAGGGCUUCUCCGCUGUGCUGCUCCCCCAGUACACGCUAGAGCAUCCCGCCCUCACCUUCGAGCAGAGCUCAUGGAUCGCGAGCUUGGGUGUGAUCUCCAACCCGGCGGGCGCGCUGCUGGGCGGGUUACUGGUGGAUGCGGUGGGGCGGCGCCUGAUGCUGCAGUCCGUGCUGCUGCCCAACCUGCUAGGCUGGCUGGUCAUAGCCUUCUCCGAGUCCUACGUGUUCCUCUGUGUGGGCCGCUUCAUCACAGGCUUUACCAUCGGAAUGUCGACCGCCUCUUACAUUUAUGUCGCGGAGAUCACGACCCCCGAGCGGCGCGGCGUGUUGAGCGCCCUGGGCCCCGGUCUGGUCUCCACCGGGAUAUUCAUCGUCUACUCGCUGGGAGCGGUAGUCCACUGGCGCAAAGUGGCAGCGAUCUGCGCCGGCGUGUCGCUACUCACACCCUUCCUCAUGUACUUCGUGCCCGAGUCACCGCUGUGGCUCGCCUCCAAGGGUCGCAUGAAGGAGGCGUACGCCGCCAUGUUCUGGCUAAGACAGAACAACAACACGGCGCAGCAGGAGCUCGUUGAGUUCACCAAGGGCAGGAGCGGUAACGAAAUGACCCUCCGACAGAAGCUCAGCCUCUUCAAGCGCAGGAGCGUGCUGAAGCCGUUCGCGCUACUUAUGGGAUUCUUCCUUUUCCAAGAGCUGUCCGGUAUAUACGUGAUCUUGUACUACGCCGUGGACUUCUUCAAGUCGGUGGGCACGAGUGUCAACGAGUUCACGGCGUCCGUGAUCGUGGGUGGCGUGCGCGUGCUGAUGGGUGCAGCGGGCGCCUGCCUCAUCAACAGUUUCCGGCGGCGCGCGCUGGCCGCGACCAGCGGGCUACUGCUGGGAGCCGCCAUGCUGGGUGCAGCCGUCUGCGACUCACUCGACGGGCCGCCGCUGGCCAAACUCGCAUGCGUGCUGCUGCAUGUCAGCUUCAGUAUGGUGGGCUUCCUGCAGCUGCCGUGGAUCAUGUCUGGUGAGCUCUACCCGCAGGACAUCCGCGGCCUCAUGUCCGGCGCCACCGCCUGCUGCGCGUACCUACUCAUCUUCUUGAACAUCAAGACCUACCCUCAGUUGGAGUACUAUCUGACGAGCAACGGCACUCUAUAUCUGUUCGGUAUCUGUGCACUCUUCGGAGCAGCCUAUUGCUUCUUGUUCCUACCGGAGACUAAAGGCAAGACCUUAGCCGAGAUUAUGAAACAGUUCGACGAGGAGAAGAAAGAGGCGGAUCCAGAGACAGGCUACGAGAAGAAGCCGAGCGCGAUGGACGCGAGGGAGGUUUCCCCCGAGCGAUGUCGAGAGGUGUACCGACAGAGCUGCGAUAUGGACCAUAAAUAGACACAAAGACUGCAGAGCGCCGCUCGUUGUAAUUGACGUAUCCUGGUACCUUUCGGCCACCGACUGCUGAUGUUAUAAAACGUUAGUUAAUAUAUUAGGUUUAAGCUAGUAAUCUAACAGAAGCACGCGGAACGAGGGAGACGGGUGGAGCCAAAGAGGUGCGAGUGAGUGAGAAUGAGAACCUGUCUCUCUCGGGUGGCGUGUGCGUGUGCGGAGUGACCCGCUGUUCGGUUCUGUUAGAGCUGCAACUUGCAGCGGGACGCGAUCAGUAUUAUAUUACAUACGUAGAGUAUAUUGUUUGUUGUGUUGUUGUGUAGUUGUACGUAAUAUUUUUACAAGUAGACAGUAAACAUUCCAUUGUGAUAGCGACUGCGUAUAUUAUGUAUACAUUGACGUUUAUAUUACUAUAAUAUAUUAAUAACUAUGAGACAAUAAGUUUAACGAUGCCUUUACUUGUAAGUUUUAUAAUUUAAUAUUUUUAUAUGUCGUACAAAGAAAAUGUGAUGUGAGCUGUGAGAGAUUGUGAUGUAGAUGUAAAUUAUUAUAAUAUAAUAUUCCUAAGUAGAUAGAGUUUGUUAAGUAGAUGCGUCCGUUCGGAAUAAAUCAGGUAAAGACACAAGUGUACUGUUUCACUGGUGCUGUUAAUGAUCGAAGACUGUGAUUAUAACAAUAAUUCUAUUGUGAACUUAAAUUAAAUUUGAUCUUGUUUUCAA